GCAAAACUUAGUCUAGACACAUUUUGUUUAUUGUGAGAUGGAAAUAUUAUUCACAUUGUUUAUAUUGUUACUGUGUUUAUUGCUGUAUUUUUACAACAAAUAUGUUUACAUUUUCGACAAAAACCUGAAAGAUUAUCCUGCUCCUCCCCAAGUUCCUAUCUUGGGACACACCCUGGAUUUUGUUUCAGGAAAAGGAUUUUUGGACGUUUUGUUAAGCUACACCCACAAAUAUGGCGACAUAGUUCGCAUUAGACCUGGCCCAAUACGCCAGUUACUGCUAACAUCAAAUUACAAGCUCUUUGAAGCAGUUUUAUCGAACGCAAAAAUCACCAAAAAAUCAGCAGAUUACAAGUUCUUCCACCGUUGGCUGGGCACAGGUCUUCUAACAUCAGAUGGGGCAAAAUGGAAAAAACACCGACAAAUCAUCACUCCCACAUUCCAUUUCCAAAUUUUAGAAAACUUUGUUGACGUUUUUGAAAAAAACGGAAAAAUCUUGACCAAACAGCUGGAAAAACACUUGAACGAAGACUCUGUUAAUGUUUAUGGUUUUGUUAAUUUGUGCGCCCUUGAUAUAAUUUGUGAAGCGGCAAUGGGGACUUCAGUCAAGGCUCAAGAAAACAUGAAUUCAGAAUACGUCCGAAGUGUCAAAGAUUUGUUGGACACGUUAAUGGGGCGAAUUUUCUCGCCGUAUAAAAUGAUCGAUUUUAUUUAUUUUUUCACUGAGGAUUACAAGAAGGAAAUGAAAGCGUUGCAAGUGAUUCAUUCGUACACCAGAAACGUGAUUAAAAGCCGCCAGGCUGCAAUUAACAGCGGAGAGUUUGAGCAAAAGACGAAAAAAAAUUUUUUGGACCUCCUGCUCGCAGCCAAUGAACAACAGAUGACGCUUGAAGAAAUUCGAGAAGAGGUCGACACUUUCAUGUUCGCUGGUCACGACACUACAGCCUCGACCAUAAGCUUUGCCUUAUUUUGCCUGGCAAAUCAUCCGGACGAACAAGCUAGGGUUUAUAGGGAACAAAAAGACAUUUUCGGGGACGAUUUCAAACGCGCUGUUACUUUCCAGGAUUUGAAAAAAAUGAAAUAUCUGGAAUAUGUUAUCAAAGAAACGCUCAGACUCUACCCUGUUGGGCCUUUCUUUUCCAGAGAACUGGACAAGGACGUGCCUUUUGCCGGCAAAGUCCUGCCGAAAGGUCUCACUAUAACGUUGUUCAUCUAUGCUAUGCACAGAAACCCGGAAUAUUUUCCAGACCCGGAAAAAUUCAAUCCGAGUCGAUUUGAAACUUUCGACGGAAAAAUGCCUUUUGCGUUCGUACCUUUUGGUGCUGGACCUCGUAACUGCUUAGGGCAAAAAUUUGCCAUGUUGGAGAUGCUAAGUGUCGUAUCACGGGUCGUUAGAACUUACAAAAUUCUACCAUCGAUUCCUCGGCACGAAAUAAACGUAGCGGCACAAGUGGUCCUCAUUUCGACAAACGGCAUGCGUAUGCGAUUUGAGAAAAGAAGUGAAUUUUCACGAAAAUAA
This is a messenger RNA of Tribolium castaneum (red flour beetle), 1516 nucleotides long. It is a transcript of the gene Cyp4bn11, whose product is annotated as cytochrome P450 CYP4BN11. Bases 38 to 1516 code for a protein of 492 amino acids. Gene Ontology annotation, molecular function: oxidoreductase activity, acting on paired donors, with incorporation or reduction of molecular oxygen; monooxygenase activity; heme binding. The transcript has 6 exons. The record is from RefSeq and is marked provisional. NCBI's taxonomy places the organism in Eukaryota, Metazoa, Arthropoda, Insecta, Coleoptera, Tenebrionidae.